Lactuca saligna is the source of this 542-nucleotide messenger RNA. The record is from the annotation of a GenBank genome assembly. NCBI's taxonomy places the organism in Eukaryota, Viridiplantae, Streptophyta, Magnoliopsida, Asterales, Asteraceae.
GUUGUUGUUUUCAUUAUUGUCACCUUCAUGGAGUUCUUACUUCUUAUUUCUUGAAACUUUUCCCUAAUAUGUUACCUUCUACCUUUCAAGACAAAAUGAAAGAACGGGAAACAUUGAAAACGAGGUUAAAUGCAAUAUUAGAUUAUUCAAAGUUUCUUCAAGAUACUGUUAAAGAGAUGGCUAAAGAGGUCCAAAAUAUUCGAAGUGGAGAAAUCAAGAAAAUAGUAAUAGAAGAUCUUGAUGAGUUUUUAAGCAAGUUAUUCGCUCUAGAAAAAAAAAACGCCCCUUUAGUAAUUCCCAUUGGGAAAAUGAUUUUCCUUGACCUUUUUGCUGAAGUCAAACCUAUAUUAACUACUUUUGAUCAGUUCUAUGGUGCCCCUUAUAUAUGGUGCAUGCUGCAUAAUAUUAUAGGAAAUGUUGAGAUGUAUAGUGUUCUAGAUUCUCUAGGAUCUGGACCUGUUGAUGGUCGUAUUAGCAACAACUCAACAAUGAUUGGUGUUGGAAUGUCAAUGGAAGGUAUCGAGCAAUCCUGUAGUUUAUGA